Penicillium macrosclerotiorum is the source of this 531-nucleotide messenger RNA. RefSeq names its product peptidylprolyl isomerase ESS1 (gene pin1). Lineage: Eukaryota; Fungi; Ascomycota; Eurotiomycetes; Eurotiales; Aspergillaceae. Gene Ontology annotation, cellular component: nucleus; cytosol. The transcript is spliced from 4 exons. The record is from RefSeq and is a predicted model, not a curated record. Gene Ontology annotation, molecular function: peptidyl-prolyl cis-trans isomerase activity; protein binding. The coding region runs from base 1 to 531 and encodes 176 amino acids.
AUGGCCGAUUCAGGACUUCCAGCCGGCUGGGAAGUUCGUCACUCGAACUCUAAGAAUCUGCCUUACUACUUCAACCCAGUAACCAAGGAAUCACGCUGGGAACCCCCUGCCGACACUGAUACCGAGAAGCUGAAGAUCUAUAUGGCACAGAACCACACUCCGACUGCCCGGGCUGAUGUAGGUGGCCAGGGUGAAGGCAAGAUCCAGUGCAGCCAUCUGCUCGUCAAGCACCGCGAUAGCCGCCGUCCCAGCAGCUGGAGGGAAGCUGAUAUCACCCGCACCAAGGAGGAGGCCAUUGAGAUUCUGAAGGGGUACGAGCAACAGAUUCAGUCUGGAGAGACAACUCUGGGUGACAUCGCAGUAUCCGAAUCGGACUGCAGCAGCGCUCGCAAGAAGGGUGACCUGGGCUUCUUUGGCCAUGGGGAGAUGCAAAAGGAAUUCGAGGAUGCCGCCUUUGCGCUGCAGCCUGGCCAAGUCAGCGGGAUCGUCGAGACGGCAUCCGGUGUUCACCUCAUUCAACGUGUUCAGUAA